This is a messenger RNA of Budorcas taxicolor (takin), 1266 nucleotides long. It is a transcript of the gene EDA, whose product is annotated as ectodysplasin A. Gene Ontology annotation, cellular component: membrane. The record is from RefSeq and is a predicted model, not a curated record. The transcript is spliced from 8 exons. Gene Ontology annotation, biological process: animal organ development; immune response. The coding region runs from base 1 to 1167 and encodes 388 amino acids. Gene Ontology annotation, molecular function: death receptor agonist activity; tumor necrosis factor receptor binding; death receptor binding. NCBI's taxonomy places the organism in Eukaryota, Metazoa, Chordata, Mammalia, Artiodactyla, Bovidae.
AUGGGCUACCCCGAGGUGGAGCGCAGGGAACCCCUGCCCGCGGCAGCGCCGCGGGAACGCGGGAGCCAGGGCUGCGGCUGUCGCGGGGCCCCAGCCCGGGCGGGCGAAGGGAACAGCUGCCGGCUCUUUCUGGGUUUCUUUGGCCUCUCCCUGGCCCUCCACCUGCUGACGUUGUGCUGCUACCUAGAAUUGCGCUCCGAGUUGCGGCGGGAACGGGGAGCUGAGUCCCGCUUCAGCGGCCCCGGUACCCCUGGCACCUCGGGCACCCUGAGCAGCCCCGGUGGCCUCGACCCCAACGGUCCCAUCACCCGCCACUUCGGGCAGCGGUCCCCGCAGCAGCAGCCGCUGGAACCGGGAGAAACUACGCUCCCCCCAGACUCCCAGGAUGGGCACCAGAUGGCCCUUGUGAAUUUCUUCAUCCCUAAAGAAAAGUCAUACUCUGAAGAGGAAAGUAGGCGUGUUCGCCGCAAUAAAAGAAGCAAAAGCAGUGAAGGAGCAGAUGGUCCUGUUAAAAACAAGAAAAAGGGAAAGAAGGCAGGACCUCCUGGACCCAACGGCCCCCCAGGACCUCCAGGACCUCCAGGACCCCAAGGACCCCCAGGGAUUCCAGGGAUUCCUGGGAUUCCAGGAACAACUGUUAUGGGACCACCCGGCCCUCCAGGUCCUCCUGGUCCUCAAGGACCCCCUGGCCUCCAAGGACCUUCUGGUGCUGCUGAUAAAGCUGGAACUCGAGAAAACCAGCCAGCCGUGGUGCAUCUACAGGGCCAAGGGUCAGCAAUUCAAGUCAAGAAUGGUGGAGUACUCAAUGACUGGUCUCGCAUCACCAUGAACCCCAAGGUGUUUAAACUACACCCCCGCAGCGGGGAGUUGGAGGUACUGGUGGACGGCACCUACUUCAUCUAUAGUCAGGUAGAAGUAUACUACAUCAACUUCACUGACUUUGCCAGCUAUGAGGUGGUGGUGGACGAGAAGCCCUUCCUGCAGUGCACCCGCAGUAUUGAGACCGGCAAAACCAACUACAACACUUGUUAUACAGCAGGUGUCUGCCUCCUCAAAGCCCGGCAGAAGAUCGCCGUGAAGAUGGUGCACGCUGACAUAUCUAUCAACAUGAGCAAGCACACCACCUUCUUCGGGGCCAUCAGGCUGGGCGAGGCCCCUGCAUCCUAGAUUCCUCCAACCUCGUUUUGCCCCUGCCCAUGCCCAUACCCCAGGUUAGGGAGCUAGGACUCCCAGAACCUCUAAGUGCUGCUGUGGAAUGAGGUAUGU